Magnolia sinica is the source of this 546-nucleotide messenger RNA. RefSeq names its product small ribosomal subunit protein eS30z/eS30y/eS30x. The record is from RefSeq and is a predicted model, not a curated record. The coding region runs from base 153 to 341 and encodes 62 amino acids. Gene Ontology annotation, cellular component: cytosolic small ribosomal subunit; ribosome. NCBI's taxonomy places the organism in Eukaryota, Viridiplantae, Streptophyta, Magnoliopsida, Magnoliales, Magnoliaceae. Gene Ontology annotation, molecular function: structural constituent of ribosome. The transcript has 3 exons. Gene Ontology annotation, biological process: translation.
GGGCCGCGUAUCAUAUGAUCGUUUUCUCCUAUAAAAGCUCGGUAUCUCGCUCCCUCAAAACCCUAACCCCCCUGAUUUCCUCAUCCUAAGCCGUGAGGAAGAAGAGAAACUCCUGCUAGUCGGCGCUGUAUCUGUAAAUCCUAAAACACGCCAUGGGUAAGGUACACGGGUCGCUGGCACGUGCCGGGAAGGUGAGGGGGCAGACGCCGAAGGUGGCGAAGCAGGAUAAGAAGAAGAAGCCCCGGGGCAGAGCCCACAAGCGCAUGCAGUACAACAGGCGUUUCGUCACAGCCGUUGUUGGAUUUGGAAAGAAGAGGGGGCCCAACUCGUCAGAGAAGUAAGGUUGGUGUUGAAAGCUCUUUUGGUUAGUGAUGUAGGUUGGUUUUCUCUGGUGAAAUGUCAUUUUCAGUGUUUUGUUAUUCCUUUUCACAAUGUUUCUUGGAUAUUGAAUUUUCCAUGAUUAGUUGGGUGUGCCCAUGUUUGCCAUAUACAUGAUGGAUUAUCAGGAAGAAGCUUAUCCUAAGAUGAUUUGAACUUUUUUUUUUC